Molecule: messenger RNA, 501 nt
Organism: Daphnia pulex (common water flea)
Lineage: Eukaryota; Metazoa; Arthropoda; Branchiopoda; Diplostraca; Daphniidae
Exons: 2
Coding region: 27-470 (147 amino acids)
Source: RefSeq, a predicted model, not a curated record
GUUACGUUGCUGAACACUGACUGACAAUGGCCGAGAACGAGAUCCAAGAUAACCAACCUUUAAGGGCAAUUGCCCACCUGCCAAAAUUCGAUGGCACCAACCACCGAGAGUGGAAUUUUGAAAUUGAUUUAGUCUUCCAACACCAUGACUUGAAAGACGUAGUGUUGGGUAAUGAAGUACUCCCAGAAGAGGAUCGAAAUGAAGCUGGUGAAUUGCUGAAUGAUGCAGCCAUAAGGCUAUGGACGAGGAAAAACAUCACCGCUAUUAACUUCAUAUUUGCCUCGAUUACGAAAAAAAUGAAAGAAAACUUAUACACUCCUGGCCUCAAUGCGGCACAAAUAUGGGCGAAGUUAAAUCUACAAUAUCAGCUCCAAACCGAAGAACAGCUGCAUCUUCUAUGGCAACAAUACUACGACUUCAAACAUACAGCUGGUACCUUUUCUUAUAUCAUUCAUUUUUUUCCCUACUGAUCAAGUUUCUCUCCUUAACAGGAGACGAUGC